AUGGCGCCCAAGGUCCAAUCACCCAAUGCUGCUGUCGCCUUUGGAACCACGGCCUACGCCUUGAAAAUCCGGCCAUAUUGGCUUGCGAAGAUUCUCCAAGGUGAGAAGCGCAUUGAAAUCCGCGGUGGCCGCUGCCCUCACCCAGAGCGGAUCACGCUCAUGCAAACCGGAAGCUUGCUCCUGCGAGCAAGAGCAACCGUCACCGAGUCGCACCUCAUGACGGACGCAGAGCUUCUCGCGAACCAGGAAGCAGUUUCCGACUUGGAUUACAAGGAAUACUGGGCGUGGACACUGACUGAGGUCGAAGUCCUUGACCCACCUAUACCCGUCCCCUCCAUCGUGGCGCGAGGCUCCGUCAUUUGGAUGCUACGUACUCGUUGGGAGGCCUGGGACGCAGGACACUUGGGACUGCAGCCCAAGAUCUCAGACUUCUUCGGCCAAGACAGCUCUGCUUCUUCAUCCACCUCUUUGCACUCGCGAACUCGCUCUCGCUCGCGUGCGGCGGCCAACCCUGAUGCAGCGGCCGACAACUGA
This is a messenger RNA of Symbiodinium pilosum, 534 nucleotides long. Lineage: Eukaryota; Dinophyceae; Suessiales; Symbiodiniaceae. The record is from the annotation of a GenBank genome assembly.